AUUACAUUUAUUGAGGGAGGUAACACUUGGAGAAAAAUUCUUGUUGAUGGUGGAGCCCUGACAAAUUACAAGCAUUAUGGUCAGAGGAUAAUGUGUGAUAUUGAUGUUUCCAACACCAUAGUAAGGAAAGAUAGUUUCAUAGGUCUAAAAGUGGCAAUCCAUGAGCUGAGUAAUAACUUUAAUACUUUGGAUUUAUCAGAUGAUGAUGACUGUAUCUCUACUCAAACUGCGGUGGAUUCUACAGCAGAUUUAGUGGGCACAUCUCUGCAGGUGGUGCAAAUACCCUUGAGUUGUAGUACUGCACCGACGCCACAAAUUGAAGAGUUAGUGGUCCCAGAAGGCGAGGGUGAUUCUGAAUCCGAAGAGGAAAAAGAAGAUGAGAAAAUAGAGGAGCAACCCCAAGAAGAACCUAAAGCUGAGAAAAAGAAAAAGAAAAGAAAGAAACGUGCGAUUGGGAUAUGUACUGUGAACUGUCGGUACGAGUCGGUGAGGCGGGUUGCCCGCAGGUUCAACUUCAAGGAGGUCGGCGAAAACGAGGACUGGGUGUUGUUUUGGACAGACUGCUCUGUUAGCAUUGAGCGUGUCAUGGACAUGAAGCGUUAUCAGAAAAUCAACCAUUUCCCGGGAAUGAGCGAGAUUUGCAGAAAGGAUCUCUUAGCUCGAAACAUGAAUAGAAUGCAGAAGCUCUUCCCAAAAGAGUACAAUAUUUGUCCCAGGUCUUGGUGCCUACCUGCUGAUUACAGCGAGUUUAUGACGUACCACAGAUCGAAGAAGAACAAAACGUACAUCAUUAAACCCGACAACAGCUGUCAGGGAAAGGGAAUCAUGUUAACUAAAACUCCCAAGGUAGACAUCAAGCACUGCGAUAACUUCGUCGUUCAACAGUAUCUAUCUAAGCCGUUCCUGAUAGACAACCUAAAGUUUGAUUUGAGAGUUUAUGUUUUGGUUACGUCAUGCGAUCCUCUGAGGAUUUACGUGUACAAGGAUGGGCUGGUUCGCUUUGCUGUUACACCUUAUCAAGACCCAACAAAUAAUAAUGUGGACGAUGUUUUGAUGCACUUGACGAACUACGCAAUUACAAAACAUUCCAGUGACUUUAUUAGGGACGAUGAAAAGGGCCACAAGAGGAAGAUAACGCAUUUAAACAAAUGGUUGGAAACAAACGGAUACAACAGGGAAAAAAUAUGGGCAGAUAUCGAAGAUGUUAUCGUUAAGACACUGAUCGUUUCGCAUCCGACAUUGAAGCACAAUUACAGGACAUGUUUUCCUAAUCAUAACCGUGGCAGUGCCUGUUUUGAGAUUCUAGGGUUUGACAUCAUGCUGGACCGAAAACUAAAGCCGUGGUUACUUGAGGUAAACCACUCCCCCAGUUUCCAUACAGACUCUCCUCUUGACAAAGAAAUUAAAGAGGGAUUCCUAGCGGACACCAUAAAAAUGCUCAACUGCAGCUAUCUCGAGAGAAAACGUUGUAUUGAGGAGGACAGGCGGCGAGUGAAGGAGAGACUGUUUGCAAAGAGUGGUACCCGUCAACAACAGCACCAGGAGUCGCUGGAGACGGACAAAGCGUACUCGCUGGUCUUAGAACAAGCCGAGGCUAACAACUGUGGCGGGUACCGCUGUGUUUAUCCGUGUAUUAACGAGGCAAAGUAUAAGCCCUUCUUCCAGCAGAGUGGAUCUCUUUUUACUGAAACGGUAGCCUCGAAAGCCCGGCAGGAGUGCGCGAGACUGCAGCGGGAAGCAAUCCUGGCAAAGCAGAACGAAGGAAGACCUCGUGGUAAAGCAAUUGAUACUGGGGAAAGUGGGGAGGCAGUUGGACGGAGACGCAUCAGAAAAAAAGUCCGGCCGGUCCCUGAGAGACUUUACAAGCGGCCUUCUUUUAAAAUGGAAAACCUCCCGCCCGGCUCGCCUCGGUUCCCUAUUCACAUGACUACAGCUACCUCCCCUAGAAAGAGCGACUUGCUCAACGACCAGAUCAAGGGGCUGGCCGGGUCGGCCCCCCACCAGGAUAACAUCUUCAAGGAAGCAUCCCGCUUGAGAAACCUAACAUUUGAGAAGGCACGCGAGAAUAUCGUUAUCAAAAUGCCCACUAUGCCCAUAAACCCCCAAAAUGACUACCUGAAAGUAAGGUGUUUCCUGGGUUCUGUCUCAUCUUUCCCCACCAUGAUGCCUAGUGAUUCGUCCUUCUACCCGGGAAUGUUCAAAGUGUUGUCCAGGGUGAACGAGACAACAAAUUCGGAGCAAUGGGACAGCUCCAAACCUAUGCCCAUUUCCGAAGAGGACGAAUUAGAACGGCUGAGUGGAAUGAUAGAGAGAGACAAUCUUGUGCGAGGACUGGGAAUAUCAGAGUUUGUAACUGAAAUGUUGCAGACUGCACGUAUCACCAUGAAGCCUCAGAGUCAAGCAAGCUAUGGCUACAAUCCACGGGAUCCAGGAUUCAGGGCCAAAACAACGAAUGAUGCUGAAAAUUCUAAAACUUCCGAGAAACCCAACUCUUUCUCCCAACUGGGAGCAGAGAAAAGUAUUCACAGAGAAUAUCCGGUUCAAAGACAGCGGCUGUGGCAACAAAAACCCUCUUAUUUGACCCUGACAGCUCUUGAAGAAGCUUCUAGAAUUGAUGCCGACACUGACAAGUCCUCACGCCUCUUUAAUCGGGGAAUGACUCCGCCUAACUUUGCGAGUAACGGCGGGAGCGGAGCCCCGGGAGGAAGCGCAGGUAAUCAGAUCUGCUCGGUCUAUAGCCUGCCCGGGCGACCAGCCAACAACAACGUCAACCUAUCCGUCGUGUCCGGGCCUGCCCCCGUUUCACAGCGCUCUGAUCUGGUGGUGAAAAGUGCAAAUUCUCACUCUCAGCACUUUGACGUUUCGAGAACCACGAAGUCUACCAGAAUCAGAGGCGCCACAAAUAUCCUUCGGCUAAAGCAUAUUUUCAGCAAUUGGCGAUGAGAGAAAACAAUGCUAUUCUAUCAUAAGAGAUAAGCCCAGACUCCAGCAAAUAAUUCUCAGCCACACUGUUCAUGGCGGAACCUUUACUUCUUUCCUCCCCAGGGCUGGCGCUGGUGACCUCCCCUACAUCUCUAUCAGACUCACUUUGUGGAACUAUAACAAGUCAUGUGACUAUCAUCCGGCCACAUUUUUAUUUGAACCGUUCUGUCUAAUAGUUAGAAUAUUGAGUCAAAUAAUGGCGUGUGGUAUGCUAGAAACAAAUUGUGCCAAUAUGGCUCGGAUUUGAAUGAGCUGAUGGUCAAAUCUAAAAAGAGCUGUGAGUGUGACAGAUAAUAAAUUGGUAGUGCUAUGUUUUAAAUAGAAUUACUUUUUGAAUUAAAAAUAUCUAUAUUAGUAUAAUCGGUAGUUUUCGUUAUUCAUACUUCUUAUAAUUCUAGACGAGCGUUUCAUUAACUAAUAAUGCAUGUGCAAAGUUAUAAUUGAGUUGUCGAUGAUAGGCCGAUACCAUGAUUCAGAUUAUGUAUAUAUUAAUUCGUCGAUAAGUUUAAAAAACACCGUUUCCUCAAUUUCGUGAUUUUAAAUUAUGAAAUAUAUCUAUUUGUAAAUUAGAUCAGAAUGUACAAAAAGUUUUUAUUCAGCCCCAGAA
Bolinopsis microptera is the source of this 3589-nucleotide messenger RNA. RefSeq names its product tubulin polyglutamylase ttll6-like. Gene Ontology annotation, cellular component: cilium. Bases 91 to 2943 code for a protein of 950 amino acids. Lineage: Eukaryota; Metazoa; Ctenophora; Tentaculata; Lobata; Bolinopsidae. Gene Ontology annotation, biological process: microtubule cytoskeleton organization; protein polyglutamylation. The transcript has 21 exons. Gene Ontology annotation, molecular function: tubulin-glutamic acid ligase activity; tubulin binding. The record is from RefSeq and is a predicted model, not a curated record.